AUGCCAGACAACCAUAGAGUAAGACCGCUCUUACAGUUGCUUUGCAUGGACGAUCCUUCAGCUUUAAUGGAAUUCGGUCCUGACGCCACAAAUCGCGCCUGGUUUUGUCCAUUUGCCUCGAGAAGCCAAGCCUACCUCAGAGAAAAUGUGGACUUAUCCGCCAAAGCACCCACUAUCGGUGCUCCUCGUCACGUGCACAUACCCGUUGCCAGCGCCUGCUUGCUGGAAUCGCCCAGUCGCGACGGGUUGAUACUCACUCGGCGGCCACGGCACAUGCGUUCGUAUCCAGGACAGUGGGUCCCUCCUGGUGGACACUGCGACCCUGGUGAGCCUAUUCAGCUCACGGCCGUACGUGAACUGUGUGAAGAAUUGGGUUUGGAGUCUGACAGCGUUCUAGUUAAUCAAUGGAAAGAACGCGCUUCGACACUGCUUCACCCACUGUGUGCUUGGGAAGCGGCCUAUCCUUCGCUCACAACGCCGAAAUCCCAUCAUUUGGUGAUUUAUUAUGCAGUUAUGUGGCCGCAAUUGGACCAUCCUCAAAGCAAAACUUCCGAUCCCGGUCUCCCCCAGCUGAACAUUCAAGAAGAUGAGGUGUCGUCUGCCGUUUGUCUCCCGAUUUCAGUUCUUCAGUCUUUGGUUAACGAUUGGACAGAGUUUGAGCAAUACUGUCGUCGUUCGUGUACUAGUGUUGCCGACCUCUUAUCGCUCUCUGCUCCGCUACCCGGUACUCUUGCCGUGAAUAGCCUGACGACACAUGUCUGGUUGUGGACUGCGGAGGAGAAAUGCUGGCGACUUGAACAACUUAACCGAUUGAUCUGUGGUCUCACAAGCAGUCCACGUGUCGUACACUGUCGUGGAGGCGAGGAAACCGGACCGUCGUGUGUAUCCACCGGCACCUUGUAUGCCAUUUCACGAUGGUUAGCUUGGCGUGAUUAUACUGUUGUGCAGAACCGAUGAACUCUUGUCUAACUUAUUUUUCUCUAUCAUCUAGCUGGUUCAAAUCGCUGUAUUUUGUCACAUGAUUUCUUACCUGCAGCCCGGAUUUUUUCGUUUCAGUUCUGUUGACAGCGGCGUUUCGCGCGAUGGCUUCAGGAAAGGGGCGUCAUAAAUGUCGCCAUUCAGUUUAUUAAGUCUAUCGGGACUGAACACACAAUAAAACUAUUUCCAAAA
Molecule: messenger RNA, 1170 nt
Organism: Opisthorchis viverrini
Lineage: Eukaryota; Metazoa; Platyhelminthes; Trematoda; Opisthorchiida; Opisthorchiidae
Exons: 5
Coding region: 1-957 (318 amino acids)
Biological process (GO): NADP+ catabolic process; NAD+ catabolic process
Cellular component (GO): cytosol
Molecular function (GO): NADH pyrophosphatase activity
Source: RefSeq, a predicted model, not a curated record